Messenger RNA from Actinia tenebrosa (Australian red waratah sea anemone), 1800 nucleotides. RefSeq lists its product as uncharacterized. The record is from RefSeq and is a predicted model, not a curated record. Lineage: Eukaryota; Metazoa; Cnidaria; Anthozoa; Actiniaria; Actiniidae. Gene Ontology annotation, molecular function: ATP binding; nucleic acid binding; RNA helicase activity.
UUCAUUCUCAAAACUUUGAAAAAUAAUAUGCAGGUUUUUUCAUAAAUUUGAAGACAGUGAAUAGCGGAUAUGAGUACUAAUAGAGAUGACAAUGAUGCAGAAAAAGGGUUUGUACCCUUGCGUAAAAGUCUUAAAAGAAAAUCCACGGGAAAGGAAGACAACCUUAUGUGGUCAUAUUACACUGAACAUCAAAAUGUACAAGUUCUAACAGAAGAAGAUGUUGAUCAGCUUCGUUGGCGUAAUGAGAUACGUGUAGAGGGUGAAAACUGUCCUAGACCAAUUACAACAUUUGGUGAUUUGAAAUUACCCAAAGAACUGCAAGAGUACUUGAAUUCCAAAAAUUUUCACAUGCCAACUCCCAUCCAAAUGCAAGGUCUUAGCUGUGCUAUGAGUGGCCGUGAUGUUAUAGGACUAGCAGAGACUGGUUCAGGGAAGACACUAGCUUAUACUCUUCCUAUGUGCAUGCUGUUGAAGUCCAAGCAGCCUUGUAAAGCAGGAGAAUCGCCAGUAGUGCUCAUGUUGGCUCCCACACGKGAAUUAAUGCAGCAAAUUUUCAUGGAGGUGUCGGAACUAUUGCAAUAUCUCACAUGCACAGCUUCAAAUGUUCAAGCUAUUUCACAGAAUAUGUACACCCCCAUGCAACUUCCAGGACAGAGUUCUAGUAGUGUGAAUUAUUUUCCACCUCAAUAUCAGCAACAAUAUAAUUAUCCAGUUGGAAAUCAAAUGUUCGUAGGUGGAUCAAAUUAUCUUCAAAAUGAAUGCCAUAACCAGGGAUAUUUGCAGGGUAGCAUGAUAAACAGUGUUCCAUGCAGCACUGCAUACAAAGCAGUAGCUGUCUGUGGUGGUGUGCCAAUAGCCAACCAAGUUCAGUCUAUCAGGCAAGGGGUGGAUAUAAUAGUUGCAACUCCAGGUAGAUUAUUAGACCUGUGUGAAAGAGGGGCCCUUAGCCUUGAUAAAAUAACUUACCUAGUGAUGGAUGAGGCGGAUAGAAUGCUGGGAAUGGGAAUGGAAGAACAGCUAAGAAAGAUUGUUGGCUUAGCAACUGGAACUGUUAGGGCCAGACAGACAUUAUUGUGGUCUGCAACUAUGCCUGAAUCAUUAGAAAGACUAGCAAGAUCUGCUGUAUUGAACCCAGUUAUAAUACAUGUGGGUCCUGGAGGCCUCAUUGCACCUGGCAUCCAACAAAAUGUUUCAUUUCUUCAUCAUUAUCAAAAACCUCAAAGAUUGUUAGAAACGCUUCGCACUACACCAUACCCACCUGUCAUUGUUUUUGCAUCAUCAAUAGAAAAUGUAGACUUUGUUACAGGUUUGCUCAAAAAGGAACAAUUCCAUGCAUCUGGUAUUCACUCCGAGAAAACACAAGAUUACAGAUUCAAAUUGGCAAAGGCAUUUAGGAAUGGUAAAGUUGAUGUGCUGGUAGCCACAGAUCUUGCAUCUAGAGGCUUGGACUUUCCAGAGGUUACACAUGUGAUAAAUUAUGAUUUACCAGAUACUAUUGAGGAUUAUGUGCAUCGCUGUGGAAGAACGGGAAGAAUGGGCCGUCCAGGUAUUGCCACAUCAUUUCUCACACUGGACUGCAAAAUUGCUGAGCCACUAAAGGAAAUGCUUCAAAUUAUGGACCAACGAAUUCCUAAAGAACUCGAGUUGCCCAAACAAUUUGGCAAAAAGAUUAUUAGAACUGAGUUUGGUGACAGACCUGUUGAUAUUUAGAAAUCUUUCAUCACCACUGAUGCAUAGUCCAGAUGCUGGACCCUCUCCUUUACCACUCCGCUUUUGUUUUUGGGUUUAAAAACAAAAGCA